AUGACGAAUCCCAUUCCCAACUACUUAUAUACGGCAUCAGGAUCGAACGCUACUUAUUUUAGCCUGUACGCAACAGCAUCAAGCAAUGAUGGAGGCUAUUACUACUGCAAUUGGUGGAAAAGAUAUUUUGCAUUUAAACACUGUUGCUUUUAUAAACCCACACAUAUCUUCGUAUUUUAUUCUACCACCACAAGCAUCUAUAUCUUUCCCCCGCCCCUUCGCCCCUUCGCUCAUUCUUCUUCUUCUUCUUCUUCUUCUUCUCAUACUCCUCGUCUUCUUCUUCUUCUUCUUCUUCUUCUUCUUUUAAGUCCUCCUCUUUUUGCUACUUAUCCUACUUACUCUUCGCUUAUCUCCUCUUCUUCAUUCGUUUUUCUUCUUCUUUCACUUUUUCAUCUUCCCUCCUCAUCCUUCUGUCCUCGUCUUUCUCUUUAUUCACUUCCUAGCCUUUUUCUCUUCCUCUUCCGACUUACUCACCGUCCGCAUUCGUCUAACUACUUUUUCUUCUUCUUCUUCUUUUCCUUUACAUUACUUUCCGUCUAUUACUUUCUUUCUCUUCCUCUAAUCUUCCCCCUACUUCUUCUUUUGCUAUUAAUCCCCCUUAAUUACGUUUACCCCCGUCUUCUUCCUGUUAUUCCUCCUCCUCCUUAUUUUACUAAUCAUCUUUACUUUCUGUCUACUUCCUUUUCCCUCCUUUUCUGUGGCUUUUUGUCUUCUCUCUCUCUUUCUUUUUCUUUGCCCUUUAAUUCUUCACAUUAUCUCCUCAUUCUUUCUUCUCGUCUUCCACCUCACACUCUUCUUCACAUUUUGCUCCUCCUCCCACUACCAACCUUCCGCCCAUACCCUUCUUCCUGUCCCUUCUUUAUCCUCUUUUGCACUUGA
Messenger RNA from Acanthosepion pharaonis, 879 nucleotides. NCBI's taxonomy places the organism in Eukaryota, Metazoa, Mollusca, Cephalopoda, Sepiida, Sepiidae. The record is from the annotation of a GenBank genome assembly.